Messenger RNA from Corythoichthys intestinalis (scribbled pipefish), 1456 nucleotides. RefSeq names its product ADP-ribosylation factor-like protein 3. Gene Ontology annotation, molecular function: GTPase activity; GTP binding. NCBI's taxonomy places the organism in Eukaryota, Metazoa, Chordata, Actinopteri, Syngnathiformes, Syngnathidae. Gene Ontology annotation, cellular component: microtubule cytoskeleton; cytoplasm. The coding region runs from base 443 to 733 and encodes 96 amino acids. The record is from RefSeq and is a predicted model, not a curated record. Gene Ontology annotation, biological process: cilium assembly. The transcript is spliced from 6 exons.
AAUGAGCUAAUAAAUAGACGCGAUAGCCAAAUUCAUUUCAACCGAGAGAGCAGCCUUGUUGCGUUAUCUUCGGUUGGCAUGUGCAGCGCAAAUUAGCUUAGCAAAUUAGCCGCAUUUAGCAUCUUCCGUGCCCACCGGGCCCAAAUCCAGCCGGUGAAAAAACAGUAGUACAUCACUUUAAAUACUGGGAUUGCUCUCAAUCCUGCGCAAGCUGAAGAGCACACCUGACCAGGAGGUCCGAAUACUGCUGUUGGGGUUGGACAACGGUGGAAAAACCACUUUGCUUAAGCAGUUGGCGUCCGAGGACAUCAGCCACAUCACUCCCACUCAAGGCUUCAACAUCAAGAGCGUCCAGUCGCAAGGUUUCAAGCUCAACGUUUGGGACAUCGGCGGCCAGAGGAAGAUCAGGCCUUACUGGAGGAACUACUUUGAAAACACCGACAUGCUCAUUUAUGUCAUCGACAGCGCUGACAGGAAGAGAUUUGAGGAGACGGGUCAGGAGCUGGCCGAGCUACUGGACGAAGAGAAACUGAGCGGCGUCCCCGUGCUCAUCUUCGCCAACAAGCAGGACCUGCUGACGGCGGCGCCGGCCUCCGAGAUCGCCGAGGGCCUCAACUUGCACACCAUCCGCGACCGCAUCUGGCAAAUCCAGUCGUGUUCCGCCCUCACCGGCGAGGGAAUCCAGGAAGGAAUGAACUGGGUGUGCAAGAGCGUCAACUCCAAGAAAAAGUAGCUUGGCUUUUCCAUCGUCUUCUCCUCAGGAGGACAACAAAAAGCCUCCUGAGCCUUAAACAUGCCGGGAAACUUUUGAAUGUACACCCACACAACUAAUCCAACAUGGAGUUUUUAAACCUAACUGCUGCAUUCCUAUAUCAACAACCUUCUUACUGUUCAUUCAGCUUUAAUGUUUUUAGACAUGUACUCACUGACUGCUAUUGACGGCAAUAGACGUCCAAAUGGAUUGGACGUCCUUCACCGCUAAAGGCACUGAAACAUGUUCAUUCAAUGCUAGCCAGCCCAGUUUGAAUAUAUUUGACAUCUGUCGCUGUCAAUGGCCGUGAAUGAGUAAACCACACUAGCAUUCCCAUUGAACCAGUCUUUCCAAAGGAAUAUUGAAUUUCCUGACUCAAUAUCAUUCUAAUUUUUCCUUUUAUUUAUGCCUAAAUGGAGUAGUGUGCUUUCAAACUGAACAAAAAAAAAAACCAAUACUGUACAUGUUAUAUAUAUAUGAACAAGAAAUGCUUUUAAAAACUACUGUAAAUAGCGUAAGACCGUGUUUGUGUUUUGUGCGCAUUACUCUUCGAUUUUGUAGUUCUUGUAUCGACAAGAUUUUUUUUUUUUUUUUUUUUGUCACGCUUCCGCCAGUUUUACGGUUUAGAGUCCUUUUGAUAUUCUCGAAUGUGAUCUGUGCAGAAGUAAAGGUACUGUAUGUGAAUAAAAUCUGAAUGAGUUGAAG